CUCAUAGGAGAGUUUGGGGCCAAGGUCAAACCAGCAGAGGGCAUCAAGGCCACCAUCACAGGAUAGGGUCAGACAGGGGAUGCUUUGAUCAGCGUUGCUAGUCCUAUUCACCAACCUUUGAUGGACCGUCACCUGUUGAACUCUUUUCAUAUACAUUUCAGUCAAUUCUAAAUUAAAUGCCACACACCCAUUUGUACUGGGUUUUUAAUGUGUAAUAUGAGAAUGUAAAGUUUUAAUUUUCUUUUUACAUUUGACAUAAUAUGCUGUGAGAGUGGAUUUCUGAAGGAAAUUAUAAAAGUUAAUUAUGUUUUUUUUGUCAAACCGUAAAUUGAUAUUAGGACAUUUCAUACAUGAAUGAGAAAUAAUCUGGACUCCUCACACAUACUGAACAUUUGUUAAUGUGUGUGACGUCCAUCAUAGUGGAUCUAUUACCAUACCUGAGAAACACUGAUACAGUCUGAGGUUUAGCUUUUAUUGAGGGACUGGGUUUACUGAAUAAAAAGACAUCAUGAUGAAUCCAAGAUAUUCCAGGAAGAGGAAGCACAAUGAUCUGUGUGGCCAAAAUUUCCUCAAAUUUGUCAUCUAUAUGUUUACCUUUCUUUUUCUACUCUCAGGAGUGGCAUUCUUAUCUACCGGUCUGUACAUAAAGCUGGAAAAGUUCACCUACAUUAAUUUGCUGGGCAGUAAUACAUUUCCCAUAGCAACCUACCUCCUCAUAGCUACUGGAGCUUUCAUCCUAUUGUCUGGAAUUGUAGGAUGCACAGGAGCUUGUAUUGAUAACAGAUGUUGUCUUGUCAUGUACGCUGUGUUCCUACUUUUUAUAUUCCUGAUUGAAGCUAUCUCGGGAGUGUUGGCCUACAUGUACGAUGGAACGAUUCGAGAAGAACUGACCAGAAGCCUCAACAAAAGUAUGAUGGAAAAGUACAACUUUGAUCCAGUUUUCACCAAAUUGGUGGACGACAUGCAGAUUGAGUUUAAGUGUUGUGGAGCAGCAAUAUUUGAGGACUGGAAAUAUUCACGUUGGCUGAAGACAGACAAUGAGACCCUCAAUAAUACACCAGAAAGCUGCUGUAAAUCUGUCAGUGUUAACUGUGCCAUCAGUACUCAUCCCUCCAACAUCCAGUAUGAUAGCUGCAGUUUACGACUCGAACAGUACACAAAGUCUAACUUGGUGCUAAUAGGAGGGAUAGGCCUGGGGUUGUGCUGUAUACAGAUAUUUGGGAUUAUAUUCUCUUGUUGUUUGGUAAGAAAAAUCAAAGACAAUAUGGUACAACGCCACUACUGACACCAGUGACACCACAAGAAGUGACUUAUUUAUCAGGGGAGAUAAUUUUAUAGCAACAACAGUAGCAGAGUACAUCAGCUUUAUGUUGUCCCACCAUGAGAAUUUUUUAUCCUGUGGCAUUCCACGAAAGUGUAAGUUAUGCCAGCAAUGCAGAGAAGAGUACUCUGGUUUUAUUUGUGCAGUAACCCAAUAUAGAUAUCAUAGAUUUCUGAUGAUUUCAAAUGCAAAAUUUUAUAUCAAUUGUGCACAGUAGUUCCCUGACAGUACUGAUCAGUUAAGCUUGCCAAUGAUUGUGUUCAUAAACAUGGUAUCAAGUAGAAAUAGUGAUAAUCAUCGCAAUAUCAUUUUGAGAUUAAAUCCAUUAGAUCAGGUCUUUCGGUUGAUCCUUGAGAUUCUGUUUUUCUUAUCAAAAAUGAGGUUUGACUCUUGGGAUUGAAGCUGUCAUACUUCAAAAAUUGUAAAUAUGAUAAUUAAAUUUCAGGGAAUAUUUUCAUUUAUAGUAUUUCUGAAACUGCAAAUGUCAAGGAACAACCGCAAGCCCUGUUAAGACCCUUUCUUUAUCUCAUAUCAAUGAUACUGUGUUUUACAUAGGGAUAAGACACAAACAUCAAUAUUAAUUUUACUAGUAAGUCUAUAGUUAUUGAGUUGGCCUUUGUCCCUUGUUUUGUCCUCAUUUUGGGACUUAUCAGAAAAAUGGCUGACAGAUACUCACCUUAGACCUGGCUAUGAAGUUUGUUAUUCUUGUUUCGUGGAGGGAUUUUACUCAGAUUUCAUUUGAAGCUUACCCUUAGUCAUUAUUUAUUAAUUUUUGGACUGAUUAGGAAAAAAAUGGCCAGUAGGCAACCGGUUGUCUUGGAUUUGACCAUGAAUACAGGUAAUCGUGUAAUUCUUGGGAGGAAUUUUCAAAUUUCAUAUUUAACUAAGAACAAAAACAGAGGAAAGGAGAGAAAAAAAAGUGAAACAAGUUAAGAUAAAACAAUCCUGGUGUGCACCAAGGUCCCUCUGGGAGCUGUUUAAUGUCAACACAAGAACAAAACUAUGUAAGGUAAGCAUGCAAAGACAGAAUAUACUGGUCUAAUGGAAUUGAUUCAUUCUGUAAUAUCUGAAUCUUCUGAAUCACUGUUUGGUUCAAAGCUGACUUUAGCUUUCUAAAGAAGAAGAGUUGUCUCAUUGCCCUUAUUUUUGUAGAUCUUUACUAGGUGUAAUGAUAUCUGUCAUUGAUACAGAAAUAAAGAAAGGGUCGUUCAGGUGGAAUCGGCCAGUUGUUAUAUUUUAGAUUUUUAUGGUUAUUGAUUUUCGUCUUGAGAAAUAAAAUGUGUAUUUGUAAACAAUAAUUCCUCUGUUGUGAAAAGUAUUUAUGCUUUCUUUGUAAAGAUGAUCUCUAAUGGUCAGUAAUGUAAGUUGUGAUCUGUUUUGUCAAAUGAUAAUGGGUAAAUGAAGCUAUGAUACAAAUUGAUAUACUGCUAUACUUAUUCAGAGAAGCCGAAAUGACUGGACUUAAUGAGCAGUAAAUGUUUUUACAGACAAAGCCUUUUUUUAAAGUUUGCAUUGGCUAGAUGCAUUAAAUGGUUUUGGAAUCUAAGUCUGUUGUUCUGAUUUUGGAGUAUUUUUGAGAUGUCUCCCAGUAAUUUUUAUUUGUUGGCUUAAUGUAAUUAAUAUUGUAGAUUAAAACAUAAACUUAUGCUGGAGGAAUGUACCUUUGAUCUGAUGCAGUAUUUGUAAUCUGUUGCCAUUUUAAUUCGAUCAAAUUUUAUUUCAUAACUUUUUAUUGCUUCAUUUUAAUGAUUAGAAAUAUUUUGUGGAAAGGUUGAAAAAAAUCUCCUGGUCAUUUUUUUUUCAUGAGGACUGUCAUCAUUUUCCAUAACAUUGAGGUAUACAUUCCAGUGAUAAACAUAUAGAAACUACAUAUCCCUAUUGUAAUCAUCUUUCUUAUGACAUGUGCUCCCUAUCAUUACAGAAGCUCUUCAUUCCCAUUCAGGAUAUUUGACAUUUUCUAUACAACUUAGUUGUUAUCAGUACUUCACUAGGCUUAAUUGAGAUUCAUCAGAAAGCAUAAGAUCAGUAGGUCUGUCCUUAUAUGGUAAAUGAUCGCUGUGGUCCUAGUGGUGAAACCAAUUAAUGUAAACAGGCUCUGGGAUAUAGUUACCUGUCACUGAACAAGUAUUCCAUCUUGUUAAAAUUGUCAGUGAGAUAAACAUAUGUACACAUUUUCAUACUGUUUCAGUCCUCUUUUCGAACUUUAAUUUCUUUCCGCAAGUUAAGAUUCCUUUUCAUAAAAAUAUAUAAUGUAUAUAUUAUAAUAAACAUCAAAUGAACAAGAAGACACAAAAAAAAGUAUGAAGUUUUAACAAAAUAUAAACUUUAUGUUAAAGAAGUUGGGUAGUGUAGUAUUAAUUAUUUCAUGUUGAAUACUAUUUUAUUAUUAAAAACAGUCUUGGAUACUGUACAGAAUAUUUUUUCUAUUCUGUUUUGAUUUAUAAACUAGUCUAGUCAGUAAAUAUAGAAUUUAGUGUGAUAUAUAACCUCCUCAGUGUUCCUCAUUAGACUGUUUAGAAUAGUUAGUAGUUUUUGUAAAUGACUGUGUAAUAAGAAGAUUUUAUUAGCUCUAUGUUUACAUUGUGUAUUUAGGUCACAUACUUUCUUCCACUGUAAUUAGAAGCCCCCACCAUUCACCUCUCUAUUUACUGGAAUUAUGUAGAUUGUGUAAACAUUUUUCAUUUAUUCUAAUCGUUGUGUUUAUUGGUCAGUUUUGUUUAAGUUGUUCAUCAAGUAAGAUAAAUCUGUUUUGUUGUUGAACAUUUCUACAUGUAUUGAAAUCUCCUUUCUCAGGAAUAGAUCAGUAUUAGCAAAUGGUCAUACCAUAAUUUCAGUUUGAAUAUUACCAUAUUACAUAUUUUGGAGCUGGUGUGGAAUUCUAUCAUAAUCAUAAAGUCAUGUUUCAUUGUAUAAAGAGGUUUGUGAUAGCUAAGUCAGUUGCACAUCAGCCUACUCAACCUCAGGUGAAAAUCCAAGGCAUAAGUUUCAGUGCUUCUGAUCCAGUGAGGUUUCUGUUUCUCGGGGAACUGAGGAACAGACCAGUCUGUGCUGACAUGUUUGCAUCCUUGUGCAAGGCACUUUACCCUGACUGCUUUAGAUGGUAUGUGAGGGGCCUCGCAUAUGUUGUUCAGUGAGGUAGCCACCAGCUCCUACACAGAGACACUGGCUCAAAAUAAACUUGGCUGGAGACAAAAACCUGACAAAUAAAAACCAUUGUCUAAACCAAUAUAGGUAAAAUAAAUCAUUAUGCUAAUUAGUCACUUACCCCAACUUGAGCAGGAAUGUAUCAGUUUUAAAUUUAUAAAAACAAUUAUACCUGUUUACCUUUAAUAAUUGUGUAACAUACCAGGUAUGAACUAAACACAACUUUUAGUCCAAGGUAAAAAUGUGAAGUAUUCAAACUGAAAAAGUGCCAUAUUUAAGACAUGCCCAAAGCAUGUAGUGUAAUUUUUAUACCCCUAAGAUCACAGAUCAAGGUGCAUAUUAUUUUUAGGGUUUCUGUUAAAUGAUUUUGUCAUCAGAUUUGAACCAAAUUUGAUACAUUCAUUGUUUUAUUUCAAUACAAUCCUUUGUUCAAUAUUAGAGAGGUCUUAGAUUUCAUAAAUAUUGGUCAAAACCUGUAAAUAUUUGCAAGAGAUAUCAUGGACUUUAGAUACUAUGUUUGACCUACUUAUGUACUAUCAUAAAAACAUGGUUAGUGUGUGAUGGUUAGUGAUAAAAAAUGCUCGCUUAUUAAGCCUUCAUAAUGGAUUCAUCUUGCAGGCUUAGUGUUUUUCAGACAUAUUUUGUUCAUAUUUUGUAGAUAUCCAGUUAUGCUGUAUUUGAUACAGGUAACAUUAAUAUUAAAUGGAAACAAAUUUUAUGCCAUUUUUGUACAAUAAUAUAUCUUUUUUUUUUUAAUGAUAAUGUUGCUUAAGUUAAAUGCAUACAUAUACAUAUAAAAUUGAAUGCAAACAUUUUUAUUUUGAUACCAUAUUGGCAAAUAUUUGUAGUAAGAAACAUGAAAAGGUUCAAUCUCGUUUGAAAAGUAAAUUUUAUAGUUCACAAAGACCAGAAAAGUGGUGACUGACAAUAUCAAUGAAACUGGUGGAAGUGAAUUUUCUUUAAGCGUUUAAUUAUUUGUCUAGUCCUUCUGCUGUGAACAAUCUUUAUCUUGCUAUAUCAUGUAGUACAUAGUAUUUAUUCUUAAUCAAGAUUAAAUUAAAAAAAAUUGAUUGAUUGUUUGGACCAGUAGGUAACCAGGCUAUCAUUUUUAAGAGUGAAAUUCACCUAUGAAUUGUGUUGGUGCUGAAAUAAAUACCAUAUCACAGAGUCUUAACACCAUGCCUUAAUUGUCAUUAAAUUAUAAUCAUAAAAUAGACCUCAAAAUUGGAAAUGCUGUGAAAAUGAUUUUGGUACUUUAAUAUUGAAAAUAUAAUUUACACCUGUAACUACUGAUCUCCAUGGUUACCCACAUGAUAAUUAUGAAAUAUUUUGACUCUAAAGUAAGAGUUAGAGUUGAUGCUACAGCAGUAUCUUGAUGAUAAUUGAUUUCAAAUAUUGUACAAAUAUUGUAAAAUGUUGAUAAGGCAUGUAAUUACUGAUCAAUAGAAUGAGUUGUACAAUACAGCAUUCUCACUCCACUCACAUUUAUGUCAAGAUGGCUGCAUGGGGAUUAAAUACAACAGUUUGUUUGUACAGAGAAAAGAUGUUCUCUGAUCACUGAAUGGUAGUGGAACAACUUGACUUUUGUGGCUGAAUUGACUAAGUUGUGAAAGCGUCACAUUCUUGGAUCUUGCAUUAUCCAUCCAUUGUGUGGAUCCUUGAUCAGCAGGAUUAGGUGACCACACAACCUGCUAAUUUUCAGGAGUUAUAUGCAGUGACUACUCUUUCACAAAAUUAAUUCCUUAGCUUCACAUUUUCUUAUCAAAGUCAGUCCAUUUUAGUUGUACAUAUCGAAGGUUGCAGAAUAUAUUCAAACUGUACUUGAAAGGUCAAGGUCUGGGUCUGAAUAAGAAAUGUUCAAGGUCAAGGUCUCUGAAUUGAACAAAAAGGGUUUGCACACUUGAGCUUGCAUACCAAGAGUCAAGUUCUAAAGACUGCAGGCCUACACACUAAAGGUCAAGGUCUCAGGCCUACACAUCAAAGGUCAAGAUCUCAGGCCAACACAUCAGAUUUUAGAUCCCAGGUUUGAACACCAUACUGCCAAGUCUCAAGAAUGGUGGUAGAACAUCUUAGUUAGCUGCAGCUCUUAACUUGGUUUUAACUGUAUCUACCAAUAGAAAUUACUACCUUGUUAUGCAGAAUAUUAAAUUUAUAUAUCAAGCUCAGGUAACCAAUAACUGUGUUCCACAACAUGAUAAACAUGACAUAUUUUGAUACAGCUCUUGAUGUUUUGAUGCAUCUCUAAGUUCUUUUAUCUAUAUGCAACCAUUUCCUUGUUGUUGUUGGGGUUAUUUGUAGGUAGCAUUUGUAGAAAAACAGUUAAUAAAACCUUUUCUGGACAGAAGUUUAUCAGAAAUAUUGAUGACCGUUUCUUGCCAUUUCAUCUUGUACAUGACACUCUUCAAUAUAUUCAUAGUGUUCUACAGCAUCUACCGAUAAGAUGACAUUUAAACAUUUCUUGACUUGCCAGAUUCAAAUAUUUAUCUGGUUUGAUUGUAAAACUGUAGAAUUGAAUUGUAACUAUUUGAAAUUAUUAUCCGUUAUAAACUUCUGAAAUAUAAAUAUUCCAUGAUUUUCCAAGCAUUGUUAAACUUUGGGUGGUGAUCUUUGUGUGGAUUUUUUUUUUUUUUUUUUGCACUUUAAAACUUAGAUCUAGCUCAUCCACUUAGGUUGUGCAAUUUGAGUUAUCUGCCAGCUAAUUGUAUCAGAAAUUGUACCAAGCAUAUAUCUAUGUACAUGAUGUACUGUUUUGUUGUCAUCAGAUUAGUUUUUUGUCAUCUUUUUAUAUUAAAGUUUUAAAGCAGAUAUUUGUGAAUAUUUAAUACCUCUUUAAAUAUGAUUCAUGUCAUGCAUUUUAUCAUUUGCUGAGUAAUGGAGUCGUCCGUAAUGCAUGUUUUAAUACACACAUGUACAAAAUGGUUUUAUUUAUAUUUCACAGACAAAUAGAUUUUGUUUAUUAACUUGAUGUUUGUAAUGUUUUAAAAAGAUGUUCCUGUUGUCAUUUGUUCGUAUGGAAUUUCUAUUGUAUAGUUUUAUCACUGUGUAACAUAU
Messenger RNA from Ylistrum balloti, 7516 nucleotides. RefSeq names its product CD151 antigen-like. NCBI's taxonomy places the organism in Eukaryota, Metazoa, Mollusca, Bivalvia, Pectinida, Pectinidae. The record is from RefSeq and is a predicted model, not a curated record. Gene Ontology annotation, cellular component: membrane. The transcript has 7 exons. The coding region runs from base 509 to 1285 and encodes 258 amino acids.